Sorex araneus (European shrew) is the source of this 2898-nucleotide messenger RNA. Its product is annotated as TLE family member 1, transcriptional corepressor. The coding region runs from base 113 to 2455 and encodes 780 amino acids. The transcript is spliced from 20 exons. Gene Ontology annotation, cellular component: transcription regulator complex; nucleus. The record is from RefSeq and is a predicted model, not a curated record. Gene Ontology annotation, biological process: regulation of DNA-templated transcription; negative regulation of canonical Wnt signaling pathway. Lineage: Eukaryota; Metazoa; Chordata; Mammalia; Eulipotyphla; Soricidae. Gene Ontology annotation, molecular function: protein binding; transcription corepressor activity.
GUGGCCGGGGCGCCCCCCGCGCCCGCGCGGCCUCGCCCCGGCGUGGCUCAAGUUGGAAAUUGAGCGGAGAAUUGAAUUUCCCGGGAACCGAGCCUCGGCCGCCGCCGGAGCGAUGUUCCCGCAGAGCCGGCACCCGACGCCGCACCAGGCUGCUGGCCAGCCCUUCAAGUUCACCAUCCCGGAGUCCCUGGACCGCAUCAAGGAGGAGUUCCAGUUCCUGCAGGCGCAGUAUCACAGCCUUAAAUUGGAAUGUGAGAAACUGGCAAGUGAAAAGACAGAAAUGCAGAGGCACUAUGUGAUGUAUUAUGAAAUGUCAUAUGGAUUAAACAUAGAAAUGCAUAAACAGACUGAGAUCGCCAAGAGAUUGAAUACAAUCUGUGCACAAGUCAUCCCAUUUCUGUCUCAGGAACACCAGCAACAGGUGGCUCAAGCAGUGGAGCGCGCCAAGCAGGUGACCAUGGCAGAGCUGAAUGCCAUCAUCGGGGUACGUGGCCUCCCGGGUCUGCCUCCUACACAGCAGCAGUUGCAAGCCCAGCAUCUCUCUCAUGGCCAUGGACCCCCCGUCCCCCUCACACCUCACCCUUCAGGACUCCAGCCUCCUGGACUCCCGCCCCUCGGGGGCAGUGCCGGCCUCCUGGCACUGUCCAGUGCUCUGAGCGGGCAGUCUCACUUGACAGUAAAAGAUGACAAGAAGCACCACGAUGCAGAGCACCACAGAGACAGAGAGCCAGGCACGAGUAAUUCCCUCUUGGUUCCAGACAGUCUCAGAGGCACAGAUAAGCGCAGAAAUGGGCCCGAAUUUUCCAAUGACAUCAAGAAAAGAAAGGUGGAUGAUAAGGAUUCCAGCCACUAUGAUAGUGAUGGUGACAAAAGUGAUGACAACUUAGUUGUGGAUGUGUCCAAUGAGGACCCCUCUUCUCCGCGAGCAAGCCCCGCCCAUUCCCCCCGGGAAAAUGGAAUCGAAAAAAAUCGCUUGAUAAAGAAGGAUGCUUCGAGCAGCCCGGCGUCUACGGCCUCCUCGGGAAGUUCUGCAUCUCUGAAAUCCAAAGAAAUGAGCUUGCAUGAGAAAGCCAGCACGCCUGUUCUGAAAUCCAGCACACCGACGCCACGGAGCGACGUGCCAGCGCCGGGCACCAGCGCCACCCCCGGCCUCCGUCCAGGCCUCGGCAAGCCGCCAGCCAUGGACCCCCUCGUCAACCAAGCGGCGGCUGGCCUGAGGACACCCCUGGCUGUGCCAGGCCCCUACCCUGCCCCCUUUGGGAUGGUGCCCCACGCGGGCAUGAACGGGGAGCUGACCAGCCCCGGCGCUGCCUACGCCAGCCUGCACAACAUGUCCCCGCAGAUGAGUGCCGCGGCCGCGGCCGCCGCCGUGGUGGCCUACGGGCGCUCCCCGAUGGUCGGCUUUGACCCCCCACCUCACAUGAGAGUCCCUACGAUCCCUCCAAACCUGGCAGGCAUCCCGGGGGGGAAACCGGCCUACUCCUUCCACGUCACAGCCGACGGUCAGAUGCAGCCUGUCCCCUUCCCCCCCGACGCUCUCAUUGGACCCGGCAUCCCCCGGCACGCUCGGCAGAUCAACACCCUGAACCACGGGGAGGUGGUGUGCGCAGUGACCAUCAGCAACCCCACCAGACACGUGUACACGGGGGGCAAGGGCUGCGUCAAGGUCUGGGACAUCAGCCACCCGGGCAACAAGAGCCCCGUGUCCCAGCUCGACUGCCUGAACAGGGAUAACUACAUCCGCUCCUGCAAAUUGCUGCCCGAUGGCUGCACCCUGAUCGUGGGCGGGGAGGCCAGCACCCUGUCCAUCUGGGACCUGGCCGCCCCCACCCCGCGCAUCAAGGCGGAGCUGACAUCCUCCGCACCCGCCUGCUACGCCCUGGCCAUCAGCCCGGACUCCAAGGUGUGCUUCUCGUGCUGCAGUGACGGCAACAUCGCUGUGUGGGACCUGCACAACCAGACACUCGUGAGGCAGUUCCAGGGCCACACCGAUGGGGCCAGCUGCAUCGACAUCUCCAACGAUGGCACCAAGCUCUGGACGGGUGGCCUGGACAACACCGUCCGCUCCUGGGACCUGCGGGAAGGGCGGCAGCUGCAGCAGCACGACUUCACCUCCCAGAUCUUCUCCCUAGGCUACUGCCCCACGGGGGAGUGGCUGGCCGUGGGCAUGGAGAGCAGCAACGUGGAGGUGCUGCACGUCAGCAAGCCCGACAAGUACCAGCUGCACCUGCACGAGAGCUGCGUGCUGUCCCUCAAGUUCGCCUACUGUGGAAAAUGGUUUGUGAGUACUGGAAAAGACAACCUCCUCAAUGCUUGGCGGACCCCUUACGGCGCUAGCAUAUUCCAGUCCAAAGAGUCUUCGUCCGUGCUUAGCUGUGACAUCUCUGUGGAUGAUAAGUACAUAGUCACGGGCUCAGGGGACAAGAAGGCCACUGUCUAUGAAGUCAUCUACUGAGAACAUUGUUGGAUUUAACGUUUAUAGUUGAAUUGGGCCAAAAUGUUUUGAAUUUGUAGAAAUAGAAACAUUAUAACUUUUAAAGAAGUAAAGCAACAGGAGAGCCUGUUUCUAAGCUUCGAGGACACAGAACUGCUUGGAGUCUGCUGGCAGCAGAAGGCCCCCGUCUGCCUGGACCUCGGAGCCGGCCGUUGGUGACACACGGGCCAGGGAGGCUGAGGAGUGGAGCCCACUGACGCCACCCCAGGGUCCCGCCCGAGUUACCUUUCUGUCUUUGCGCUUCCCUGACGCCCCGCCCUCGGUAGAGCAGUGCUGUCUCCAAUGAACUUGUUUCCUGGUUUGCAUCUUGUGAAAUGUUCUUUUGUAUUUUUGUUGAAGGUGAAACAUUUGUAUAAAUUGUAAAUAUAUUUGGUUUAUUACAGUAAAGGCUUUAGUACCAAUAA